ACGGAGAGAAAUGAAACCGAUCUGCAAGAUGGCAAGAAAUUGCACAUCCUCCUCCUCCUCCCCAUCCCCAGUUCGCAACAGAUCGAGUUCCCCGCUCCACCUGCUCCUGCAUUAAAAAUUCUCAAAUCGCCGUCCUCAAUCGAACCCGAUCCCAAUCUCGCCCCGCAAAAACCCUAGCAAAAUUCCUCCGGUCGCCGCCGAUCCAGGCUCCGAUUCCGUCGUCAUCGCCUCGCACCCCCCAUGCCAUCGGUUCCGCCGCGUCCGGUCCCGUCGUCGAUCUCCGGCUGAUCGCGCCUCCGGUCGCUCCCUGCGCUCGGCGCGAUGGUGGUCUGCAAAUGCCGCAAGGCUACAAAGUUAUACUGCUUCGUGCACAAGGUCCCUGUGUGUGGAGAAUGCAUAUGCUUUACGGAGCACCUUAUAUGCGUGGUUCGUACUUACUCUGAAUGGGUUAUAGAUGGCGAGUACGAUUGGCCUGCUAAAUGCUGCCAUUGUCAAGUUGCACUCGAAGAGGGGACCGGCCCUCAAACUACUCGACUUGGUUGCCUGCAUGUCAUACACACAAAUUGCUUGGUUUCAUAUGUCCAAAGCUUUCCCCCUCACACUGCUCCAGCUGGUUAUACAUGUCCUGCGUGUUCCACACCGAUAUGGCCUCCCAAGAGUUUUAAGGAUUCAGGAUCACGUUUUCAUUCUCAGCUGAAGGAAGCUAUUGCGCAGACUGGUAUGGAGAAGAACUUGUUUGGAAACCAUCCAGUUGUAAAAACAGAGGCCCAUGGACCUCCACAUGCCUCAGAUCUUUCAGUCACUGUGUCAUCAUCCUCUGCACCCUCAAUGUUAACGGAUGGAAUGUAUGCAAAUGGACCUUCUUCAGAUAUUGUGGAGAUAGAUGUUCCCAGUUCAGCAGGAAAUUUCAUGAAAAGCUCAAGUCCUGUUGGUCCUGGUGCUACAACAAGAAAAGGUGCUUUCCAAGUUGAUCGGCAAAAUUCUGACACGUCAUAUUAUGCUGACGAUGAAGAUGGGAAUAAGAAGAAGUACAGUCGAAGAGGCCCAUUUCGCCAUAAAUUCCUUAGGCUCUUGCUUCCUUUCUGGUCAAGUGCUUUGCCUACUCUGCCAGUGACUGCACCUCCACGCAAAGAUUCAUCAAAUGCAGAUGAUGCUCCCGAAGGUCGCACACGGCAUCAAAGACAAUCGAGGAUGGAUCCAAGGAAGAUGCUAUUAGUUAUUGCAAUCAUGGCAUGUUUGGCAACUAUGGGUAUACUGUAUUACAGAAUUGCACAGAGGGGCUUUGUAGAUGACCUGCACAAUGAUGAGCAGCAGUAAUUGCGAUGUCAGGCAAUGGAAUUGUGUGCGCAAGUUUUGUUUGUAGACAUCCCGGUUAGUGGUAUCCGCGGCUUCUGUUGUUCCCUGCUUGUCUCUUUAAAUGGAUCUGGUUCUAGUCAUCUCUGGUAGGAAGGGAACCUCUGCAUCUCUGUAGCUUGAGACCAUAAUUGUUUAAUUGAUGAUACUUGAUUAUGGUAUAAAUCUUGUGCUGAAAUGAGAGAUUGGUUGAAGAGAGAACUAUUUGGGUA
Molecule: messenger RNA, 1565 nt
Organism: Syzygium oleosum
Lineage: Eukaryota; Viridiplantae; Streptophyta; Magnoliopsida; Myrtales; Myrtaceae
Exons: 9
Coding region: 322-1317 (331 amino acids)
Cellular component (GO): Golgi apparatus
Source: RefSeq, a predicted model, not a curated record